AUGUUGCAGUGCAUAGAGGGAUUUAAGCAUUUGUUUGCUCCUCUAGUACGAUGUUGUGACCUUGAUUUAUAUAAGCAGACAACUGGUCUUGAAGAUCCUGAAAUCCUUGCGAGGGAGACCGUUUUCAGUGUAAGUGAAAUCGAAGCACUUUACGAGCUCUUUAAAAAGAUCAGUAGUGCGGUGAUUGACGAUGGACUGAUCAACAAGGAAGAGUUUCAAUUGGCAUUAUUCAAGACGAAUAAAAAAGAAAGUUUGUUUGCUGAUCGGGUAUUUGAUUUGUUUGAUACAAAGCACAAUGGGAUACUUGGCUUCGAAGAGUUUGCUCGUGCUCUCUCCGUUUUCCAUCCAAAUGCCCCAAUUGAUAAAAAGAUUGAGUUUUCCUUUCAGUUGUAUGAUCUCAAGCAGCAGGGUUUUAUUGAAAGACAAGAGGUGAAGCAAAUGGUAGUUGCUACACUUGCUGAAUCUGGCAUGAACCUAUCCGAUGAUGUUAUAGAGAGCAUAAUCGACAAGACUUUUGAGGAAGCCGAUACAAAGCAUGAUGGCAAGAUUGAUAAAGAAGAAUGGAGAAACCUUGUUUUGCGCCAUCCAUCACUUCUCAAGAACAUGACCCUUCAAUAUCUAAGGGACAUCACCACAACAUUCCCAAGCUUUGUAUUCCAUUCACAAGUAGACGAUACUUGA
Messenger RNA from Vicia faba (fava bean), 681 nucleotides. NCBI's taxonomy places the organism in Eukaryota, Viridiplantae, Streptophyta, Magnoliopsida, Fabales, Fabaceae. The record is from the annotation of a GenBank genome assembly.